UGGAACAAAAUUAAGGAUACUUUCGUCAUUUCAACUUUACUUUUUCCAAUGACGACAUGAUCUUCCCCAUUCCCAUUCCCCUCCCCUCAGACACUAUACAAGGGCUCCAGUUUUUGUUUUUAUAUUCAGGAAAACCCGCGAUUUUCUCGAUGGUCAUUGCUUCCGCUUAUAUUUUAAUAUUUCAUUUUUUUUCUCAUUGAUUCUUUCUCUUUGCAGUGACCAAAAGAAUACAUAAAACUUCUGUCUCCUUUCUCUUCCAAAACCGUUUGUGCCCUCAGUUUUGGUUGGGUUUAUAACAAUAUUAAAAGCCAAAUCAACUAGCUUGCGUGUCUGGGUUUUUCUUGGGGUUGUUUGAUUUGCAGGAGUUGCAUGGAACGAGCGAGUAGUUUUGGGAGGAGUUGACAAGUGAGGGAGGAGGAAGAAGAGAGAAAGAGAGAGAUAAGUGAUCUCGUGAGGGCCGUGAGAAGAUGCCCCACCGAACAACUUACUUCUUCCCUAGGCAAUUUCCCGAUCGUGGGUUCGAUGCAUCUUCCAAACAACUAUUGGAUCACGAGAAAAAGCUCGUCAAGGAAACGUCAACAACAGCUACAUCAACAGCGGCUACUGUCGAAAAUGAACGCAAUAAGUCAAUCUCAAGGAGAGCUACAAACGAGUUUACCACGCCAGCUGCUAAGACCAACAACAACAACAACUCUCCGCUAUCAGAUCUUUUCAAGGACGAAAAUUUUCAUGCCAAAAAGCAACAGCUCGCCGCUUUCCGCGAUUGGUUCAUCCAGAAAAAAGCUACUACUGACAGAUCACGUCACGUGAAACCUUCCUCUCGACGUCUCUCUUCGACUACUGAUCAUGAUGAAGAUCGCCAGCUGUUAUUACCUCCGGAACCAGCUCCACCGCAGACAACUUCCCCUCCUUCUCCUUCUCAUCCAGCACCUGCUCCGGAAACCACCACUGUCGUUAAUGACCGUAGCGUUGACCGCAACUUUGAUUGUCAGGUGUCACUGCCGAGGUUCUCGAGUGGUAGUAGUUAUGCAGGGAGUUUGUUUUCUGGGACGGCAUUAGAUGGCAACUUUUCGAGUGAGGUUAAAGAUAUAUGGACUAACGAGUCGUCGUUGACGACUGUGCCGGCGACAAGGGAAGUCGAGGAACCGGUGGCAGAGGAGGAGAGUAAAAAUAGCUUAGUGCUCAAGUCAAGGGAGAGUUAUUAUUUACAGCUUAUGCUGGCCAGGAGGCUUACUUCUCAAGCAAGUCUCCUCAGUGAACCCUCGCUUUUACAAGAAUAUCGUGGACCUGAUGUCGCCGAUGCAGAAACUGUUUCUUAUCGACUUUGGGUUAGUGGGUGUUUAUCAUAUAGUGAUAAGAUAUCAGAUGGUUUUUAUAAUAUUCUUGGGAUGAAUCCGUAUCUAUGGGUGAUGUGUAAUGAGUUUGAAGAGGGAAGACGCUUACCACGUUUGAUGUCUCUUAAAGAAAUUGAACCCAGCGAGACAUCCAUGGAGGUUGUUCUUGUUGAUGGACGCGGGGAUAUACGCCUCAAAGAGCUUGAAGAUAAAGCACAGGAGUUAUAUUGUGCUUCAGAAAAUACCUUAGUGUUGGUUGAGAAACUUGGAAAGCUUGUUGCUAUAUACAUGGGGGGAACUUUUCCAGUGGAGCAGGGGGAUCUUCACAAACGCUGGAAAUUGCUUAGUAGGAGAUUGAGGGAUUUUCAUAAGUGUAUCGUGCUCCCCAUUGGCAGCCUAUCAAUGGGACUUUGCAGGCAUCGUGCAAUCCUCUUUAAGAAAUUGGCAGACUAUAUAGGUUUGCCAUGUAGGAUUGCUCGAGGAUGCAAAUAUUGUGCAGCAGAUCAUCGUUCUUCUUGCCUUGUCAAAAUUGAAGAUGAUCGUCGGUCAUCAAGGGAAUAUGUAGUUGAUUUAGUUGGAGAGCCAGGAAAUAUCCAUGGUCCAGAUUCCUCUAUUAAUGGAGGAUUCCUCUCUUCAAUGCCUUCACCAUUUCAAAUUUCUCAUCUAAAAGAAUUCCAACAACCUUACAUGGAUAAUGCAUCAUAUUGUCAGAUUAGAGACUCAAAGAAUUCAAGUUCUCAUUUCGAGAAUCCUCUACAUUCUGGUGGCAUUGAGAAAUCUCAACAGUUGAAGGACAAUGGUUUGCUUGAAAAUCAAAAGUCAUCAGUAUAUGUACCAAUUGAUCAAGAUUGUUUUGGAAAGGAAUCAUAUUUGAUGCCUUUUGAAACUGCAGCUGGAUCAACAAUGCAUGAAAAUUCUAGACUCGGUGAAGACAAAGUUGCCAUAGAACAAACUCUUAGAAAAGAGAUUGUUGAAUCUGGAAGCUCAGUCGUUAAAAGUGUGAAGCAAUUGAAAGUUAACUUGCCUAGUCAGUCAGCUCCGGAGGAGAUAGGGGCUGAACUUGAUAGUCGGGGCAGAUUCUCCGCUGUAACCAUCCCCAGAUAUCUAAAUCUUGAACCUUCUCUUGCAAUGGAUUGGCUUGAGAUAGCAUGGGAUGAAUUGCAUAUAAAGGAGCGUGUUGGUGCUGGCUCAUUUGGAACAGUUCAUCGUGCUGAGUGGCAUGGAUCAGAUGUUGCAGUCAAAGUCUUGACUGUACAAGAUUUUCAUGAUGAUCAGUUGAAGGAGUUUUUAAGAGAGGUUGCUAUAAUGAAACGUGUUCGACAUCCAAAUGUGGUCCUUUUCAUGGGUGCUGUUACAAAGCGGCCUCAUCUGUCAAUUGUGACAGAGUACCUGCCAAGGGGUAGUUUAUAUCGCCUUAUUAAUAGGCCAGCUGCUGGGGAAACACUUGAUCAGAGGAAGCGAUUACGCAUGGCAUUGGAUGUGGCCAAGGGGAUCAAUUAUCUUCAUUGCCUUAAUCCUCCCAUAGUUCAUUGGGACCUUAAAUCACCCAAUCUUUUGGUUGAUAAGAAUUGGACAGUAAAGGUGUGUGAUUUUGGACUGUCCAGAUUUAAAGCGGAUACUUUUAUAUCAUCAAAAUCUGUUGCAGGAACUCCUGAGUGGAUGGCUCCGGAAUUCCUUCGUGGAGAGCCUUCAAAUGAGAAAUCUGAUGUUUACAGUUUUGGAGUGAUCCUGUGGGAGCUAGUGACCAUGCAACAACCUUGGAAUGGACUCAGUCCUGCCCAGGUGGUUGGUGCUGUAGCUUUCCAGAACAGAAGGCUCUCCAUUCCUUCAAAUACCUCCCCAAAGUUGGCUUCCCUCAUGGAAUCUUGUUGGGCAGAUGAUCCUGCCCAACGGCCAUCUUUUGCUAACAUAGUCGAAGCAUUAAAGAAGUUGCUCAAGUCUCCAUUGCAGUCUAUGCAGAUGGGAACGCAGUAAUGAUGGCCCUCAACUGAAGCCAUUCCUUCUGUUGGAAUAACCUGAGCUGACUUUGGAGAUUUAAUUAACUACAGCAGCACCUGCAACUCUUGGCCGUGUAAUGUUAUUCCACUAACCGAACCUUUUCAGCUCCAAGGCAACUUUAGAUGCCAUCUAACUCAUUUGGAAGGCGGUUAUAAAUCCCAUUAAAAUUGAGGACUACAAUAUAUAUAUAUAUAUAUAUAUAUAUAUAUUAUAGCAAAGCGCUAUAGCUAACUUGCUGUGUUUAUAUAGGUUUUUCGAUGGGGCCGCCUUCCCACAUAAGCUAUUUUCAAAGUGAAAAUCCGAAGGAUUUAGGAAUUCGGAAUUUACUUUGAUAUGUAUUUUCUUUGUAACUGAUGCUGCAUAUGGGCUUUAACCGUAAUCCGUAUUCUAUCAAUGUUGUUGCUUUCUCGUGCUAAUAGUAGAACCAAACUUUAAGAUGCCAGUAAGUCCUCUGGCCUGUAGUUUGUAUUUGUGCUUUUAUGCUUUUCAGGAAGUCCGAAAACUAACCAAAUUCCAUUCUACUAAUUGAAAAUGCACUUUGUCUCGGGUUGUUCUGUUCUGAAGCUGCUGGGAGUUG
Durio zibethinus is the source of this 3909-nucleotide messenger RNA. Its product is annotated as serine/threonine-protein kinase CTR1-like. Gene Ontology annotation, molecular function: ATP binding; protein serine/threonine kinase activity. Gene Ontology annotation, biological process: protein phosphorylation. NCBI's taxonomy places the organism in Eukaryota, Viridiplantae, Streptophyta, Magnoliopsida, Malvales, Malvaceae. The record is from RefSeq and is a predicted model, not a curated record.